This is a messenger RNA of Maniola jurtina (meadow brown), 815 nucleotides long. RefSeq names its product 39S ribosomal protein L17, mitochondrial (gene mRpL17). Gene Ontology annotation, cellular component: mitochondrial large ribosomal subunit; ribosome. NCBI's taxonomy places the organism in Eukaryota, Metazoa, Arthropoda, Insecta, Lepidoptera, Nymphalidae. Gene Ontology annotation, biological process: translation. Gene Ontology annotation, molecular function: structural constituent of ribosome. The record is from RefSeq and is a predicted model, not a curated record. The transcript has 2 exons. The coding region runs from base 140 to 742 and encodes 200 amino acids.
UUACAUACUCAUUACUCUUUGAAUACAGCAAAAAGCAAAACAUAACCUAUAAAAAACUACUUAGAGCAUAUUAUUAUUAUUUAUUAUUAAAUUAUUAAUUUAAAACUAGUUCAAAACUAAUCCUUAUAUCGUUAAUAAAAUGAAUCAAGCUGAUGUAACAAAAUUAGUGUCUAAAUUGCGAAUAAAGGUACCGGAUAAGCAUAGAAAAUUAAGAACUCCGAAAGGGCCUGAAGGAAGGCUAGAUAAAUUAAGAAAAACUGUUACUGGCUUGAUUAAAUACGAAAGAAUUGAGUUAAAUCUACACAGAGCUGAUGAAGCACGCCAAUAUGCUGAAAGGCUCAUAUCGGAAGCAAUCAUGCAUGGUGACUGCCACAAACCAACAAUGGAUAUUGCAGACUACUGGUUGCUUGAAAAAGAACUGAUACACAAAUUAUUUAAAGUCCUUGUGCCAAGAUUUGAAAAUUGUAAUACAGCUUUUACAAAAAUGUUUAAAGCACCAAAGCCAAGUUACGGAAGGAAUAUUGAUAAGGCUAUUUUGGAAUUAAGAGGUAAUCCAUAUCCAUCAUUGACAAACAAGCAGUCAAACAAUAGACAGCUUCUCCAAAAUGUUUUGCUAGAUGCCGCAAAAUAUGAAUACAGACAAGCAAAGUAUGCUGAAAUGGCUGACAAAAUUGGUAAAAAUGAAGUUACACAGCCAAAAAGUGAGGAUUUAUCUAAAAGUAAGCCUGCCACUGAGCUUUAAAAUGUUAGUUUUGAUUAUUAUUAGUUCGUAAAAUGCAACAAUAUUAGCGAAAUAAAUUUAAGUAGCCAUAACA